AGCAAGAUAAUGAAACAGAAGCAACUGCUUCAUCGAUUCAACCAGAUAUGUUUAUUAUUGGACGAAUAUUUCCAGAUUCAGAAGUAUUUAAAGAAGGGGCAUUUAAAAUUGAAAUAAAAUUAAAAGGAGGGUAUCCAUUUGAACCACCUGAAGUACGUUUUCUUACUCCAAUUUAUCAUCCAAAUGUUGACAAAGAUGGUACAUUUUCUCAUGAGUUAUUAAAUAAAAAUGCUAAAUACAAGACUACAAUUACUUUGCAUGAAAUUGUGAAAGCUGUGAUUGAACGUAUUGAUCAACCAGAUCUUCUGUAUCCACUUCGCGCUGAGGUUGGUCGUGAAUAUGCCCAGAAUCGAUCUGAUUUUGAUCUUAUAGCACUGGAAAAUGUCAAUAAACAUGCUUUACCACGUCGCUAA
This is a messenger RNA of Rotaria sp. Silwood1, 413 nucleotides long. The record is from the annotation of a GenBank genome assembly. NCBI's taxonomy places the organism in Eukaryota, Metazoa, Rotifera, Eurotatoria, Philodinida, Philodinidae.